This is a messenger RNA of Protobothrops mucrosquamatus (brown spotted pit viper), 437 nucleotides long. RefSeq names its product ribonuclease K (gene RNASEK). The record is from RefSeq and is a predicted model, not a curated record. Bases 47 to 343 code for a protein of 98 amino acids. Gene Ontology annotation, molecular function: RNA endonuclease activity. The transcript is spliced from 3 exons. NCBI's taxonomy places the organism in Eukaryota, Metazoa, Chordata, Lepidosauria, Squamata, Viperidae.
GUCUGCGGGUGGCGCUCGGUCGGGGGCUUCGUGGUUCCGCCGGGCCAUGGUUUCGCUGCUGUGCUGCGGGCCGAAGAUGGCCGCCUGCGGGAUCGUGCUGAGCGUCUGGGGGGUCAUCAUGCUGGUGCUCCUGGGCCUCUUUUUCAACGUCCACUCCGCUGUCCUGAUUGAAGACAUUCCAGCCAGCGAGGAAGAUUUCACGUCCGGGGUAACCAAGAUCCACGCGCUCUAUGACCAAGUCAGCUACAACUGCUUCAUUGCCGCCGGCCUCUACUUCGUCCUGGGGGGCUUCUGCUUUUGCCAAGUGCGCCUCAACAAACGGAAGGAGUACCUGGUCCGCUAAUGACCCCCUACUCUGCUGGAGCCCCUCCCCCCGUUUCUGUCGACUCCCUCUUGUGCAGGAAAGUGUCCCUGUCCGGCACCGGGAAAGAGAAGGG